Yarrowia lipolytica CLIB122 is the source of this 1194-nucleotide messenger RNA. RefSeq lists its product as uncharacterized. NCBI's taxonomy places the organism in Eukaryota, Fungi, Ascomycota, Dipodascomycetes, Dipodascales. The record is from RefSeq and is a predicted model, not a curated record.
AUGAAGCUCUCUACCAUUUCUUUCGCCACUCUCAUGGCUGCUGCCAAUGCCCUUGAUACUUCCAACCCCUUCGUUCUGAAGGUCCAUAAGCCGGGUUCCGACAUUGACGGUACCCGACUAUCUAUCCUUGGGGAUGACAUGUACCUGGCUAAUAAGGGAGGCAUGUACCUCUUUACCCUGUCCAACAACGGCUCAAUUAUGACCCAGUACGGUCCUGGUCUUGAGUUCGAUCACGAUGACGAGGUCGAGACCUCCUCCAAGGGUCGAAAGAUCACCGCCGGCCUCAAGUUCAAUGACGACGAUAUCCUCCAGAUUCCUGGUAACGAUAUGGGACUCAUUGCUUGCCCCGUUCAUGAUAAGGAGGCCCAGUACGCGGUCAAGGCUGGUGGACACUGCCGUGGCGGCAUCUCCUUCGAGGCCAAGGCUGAGAACGAUGACAGAGCCCCUGGCUGGCCCAAGUCUGGCGACAAUUCUGACGUCGACACCUCCAAGCCCUUUGGUCUGAUUCCCGAGGCUGACGGUGAGGACUUCAACGAUAUGGCGCUUGUCAUGCUUGACGGGGAGAUGUGGCUCUCCAACGUGGGAGACGCUGUCUACACUCUUGAGCAUGGUGUCCUCAGGACCUCUUACGGUAAGGGUAUCGAGUUUGAUCACGAUGACCAGGUCGAGACUUCUCGCCACAAGUUCACCAGAGGUGUGUGGAUUGAUAACGGUGAGCUCAGGGUCCACGGUCAUGAUAUGGGUUUCCGACUCUGUCCCAAGGAGGGCAAGAUUGCUCCUUACGAGGUUAAGAAUGGUGGAAACUGUCGAAACGGAAAGAACAUUGCUGUCAAGGUCGCCCCUCUUGACAACAACCGAGAUGCCGCUGCCGGCGCCGGUUCCAACAACUCCAACUCUUCUUCAGGAGGCUCUUCCUCCACCGCUACUUCUUCCGGCACCGCUUCGUCUGGUUCUUCUGCUUCCUCUACUGGUGGCUCUUCUGCCUCCUCCACUGGCGACUCCUCUUCUCGAGCAACCGGUGCUGCUGGCUCUUCCUCCACCAUGGCUGCCUCUGCCACCGCAGGAAACAAGAACGCCGACUCUUCCUCUUCUUCUUCUUCUUCUUCCCCUACUGCUGACAACUCUAACUCCGCCGCCCUCAACAUUGCUUCUGCUGGAGCCAUUGCUGCCGCCUUUGCUGCUCUCCUCAUUUAG